AUGGCCCAUUUCAAAGCUGCCAACUGGAAGCGUGAGCAGUUCCGGAGGUGCUUGGAAAAGUUGGGGGUGAUGGAUGCACUGGCCAAGCUGUCGGUAACCUUACAUGAAGAGUCAAAGAAACCUAAUAGUGCUUUGGACUUUUUUUUUUUUUAUGGAGCUGCUACCCCAGGUAAUCCAGAGAUAGAGCAGCUUUGCCUAGAAUUGGCAGAAAUGAAAGAAAAAUGUGAAGCUAUUGUAGAAGAAAACAAAAAACUGAAGACAAAGCUUGCUCAGGGUGAACCACUUGAGGAGAAGCAUGCUGAACAGGAUUAUUAUGUGAAAAGACGCUAA
Messenger RNA from Ochotona princeps (American pika), 330 nucleotides. RefSeq names its product c-Myc-binding protein-like. The record is from RefSeq and is a predicted model, not a curated record. Gene Ontology annotation, cellular component: nucleus. Gene Ontology annotation, molecular function: transcription coactivator activity. The transcript is spliced from 2 exons. NCBI's taxonomy places the organism in Eukaryota, Metazoa, Chordata, Mammalia, Lagomorpha, Ochotonidae. Bases 1 to 330 code for a protein of 109 amino acids. Gene Ontology annotation, biological process: regulation of DNA-templated transcription.